GUCACACUCACUACUCACCCCCCCCCCGGCCACCCCACCCAAACCUCCCAUGAUCGUUGAGUACCAAAGUAGGUGUAGGUAACAGGCUGAUCCCUACAACCAUUAAUGACUCCUCACUAGUUACUACUCUCCUUACCCAAAAAUUUGCAAUUUUCAGACACCCUGGAAUCUCACUUUCGCAGCCCAAAAUCCAAAAAACAAAAUACAAAAAUGACAACACCUCCAGCUCACAAAAUGCAAAAAAUCCUCUUUUUCUUGAUUUUUAUCAUGAUAUUUUGUAAUGGGGUUUCAGUUUUUGACCUUAAUUCAGUUAAAGAUUGUAACUUUGAUGUAAUGGGGAAAAGGGGUUGUGUUGAAAAGGUGGAUCAAGAAGAUAUGAUGGAUAGUGAAAGUAACAGAAGAGUUUUGCUAAUGCAGAAAAAGUACAUUAGUUAUGAGACAUUGAAGAGGGAUUUAGUGCCUUGUAAUACACCUGGUGCUUCAUAUUAUAAUUGUAGAGCUCCUGGUGAAGCUAAUACUUAUAAUAGAGGUUGUGAGAUUAUUACCAGGUGUGCUAGGCAGGUCAGUGACAUCAAAUCUUGAUUGUUAAAGUGAUAUUUGUGCUUUCUUGAUUAUUAAUUUAGUCCAGAAAUCUUGGAGUUUUUGCUAAUGUUGUGUACUAUGAAGUCAAUGUAACCAAUUGUUCCAUAUCAAGUAGUAUAAAUUCUGUUGAUGCCAAAUUAUUUAUUUUGUUC
Messenger RNA from Capsicum annuum, 734 nucleotides. Its product is annotated as protein RALF-like 24. The transcript has a single exon. Lineage: Eukaryota; Viridiplantae; Streptophyta; Magnoliopsida; Solanales; Solanaceae. The coding region runs from base 211 to 582 and encodes 123 amino acids. The record is from RefSeq and is a predicted model, not a curated record.